AUGCAGACGGAAAAAGACCGUUUAGAUUUCGCCAAUCAUUUAUGGAUACUGACAUGGGACGGAAAGCUGUGUAACUGUCCCAAGCAAGAAGGUGCCAAGCGAGUUUUAGAUGUUGGAACUGGAACGGGCAUUUGGGCUCUUGAUUAUGCGGACGCUCACCCCGAAGCAAGUGUCAUUGGUGUUGAUCUAAGCCCGAUUCAACCCAUAUUCGUUCCUCCCAAUUGCCGGUUUGAAAUCGAUGAUCUUGAAAAAGAAUGGACUUGGACAGAGCUCUUCGACUUCAUAUUUAUCAGAUCAAUGGUAGGAAGUUUCACGAACUGGUCUGAUGUUAUUAAGCAAGCCUACGACAACCUGGAGCCGGGAGGCUAUCUCGAGAUCCAAGACAAUGAGUUUCCUAUAUUCUGCGACGAUGACUCCAUGCCCGCAGACUCUCAAGUCCUGAAGUGGACUCAGCUCAUUGUUGAAACCACGAACAUUGUUGGGAAGCCUAUGACUGUUGGGCCUACUUUCAAGCAGUUGCUUAGGGAUGCCGGAUUCGAAGAUGUUCAGGGGCGGCAGGAGAGAUGGCCCAUUAGUCCAUGGCCGGAAAAGGACCCGAAACAGAGGGAGUUGGGGAUCUGUUCCCGAGCGGGUACCAUGGAGGGCCUCGAACCGAUUUGUAUGGCCUUGUUCACGCGCGUACUUGGCUGGACUCGAGACGAGGUUUUGGUGUUCUGUGCUGGAGUCAGGGAGGAAUUGAAACAGCAAACCAUUCACGGCUACUUCAAUGCAUAUGCUGCUUGGGGUCGCAAGCCUGAGAAGAAGGAAGAGCCAGAGACUAUCUAG
Molecule: messenger RNA, 825 nt
Organism: Colletotrichum orchidophilum
Lineage: Eukaryota; Fungi; Ascomycota; Sordariomycetes; Glomerellales; Glomerellaceae
Product: methyltransferase domain-containing protein
Exons: 7
Coding region: 1-825 (274 amino acids)
Molecular function (GO): methyltransferase activity
Source: RefSeq, a predicted model, not a curated record